AGCCACGAUUAAAAACCAAACCCGCUGAAAGAAGAAGAAUAAGAUCUUGCAGUACAUCUUUCGUAAUUUUCAUCUUUGUAAACUUUAAUACAAAAACGAAUAACACAAAAAUACGUAAAAAUGGACACAAUUAGCGUGACUCAACCAAUAAAUUUAAGAGUGGUAAGAUUCGAACUGGAUUUCUCGUCGUUAGUGUCUGAGACUCCCAAGAAAAAGAACACACCGAAAAAAGGUUUGAUCCCUAAGAAAUUGGUGACGUGGCAGAAACAUCGAGUUAUAAAACCACCACCACCACCACCACCACCUCUGGACGGCAAUUCUGCUACACAAAAACGUGACGUAAAUCAGCUGAUAGAAGAGCUUCUCGACGAAUUGUAUGCGGACCAACGGGACUGGAGUAACAGCAGUGCCAUCGAAUACAGUCAUGGAUCAACGUCGGCUGCGUCAUUGGCUUCCUCGCAAUCGAUUUAUGGCGAUCAGAAUGAAGCGGUGGAAAUAAGUUAUUUGGAAGAUUUGGACAUAGAAGAAAUUCGACAAAUAGUAAGAGAAUGUGAAGAUAGAAUAUGUGUUGUCGGAGAUCGGCUCGCGAGGUGCGUGCGUGUAAAGGAUCGUCUUCGCAGACAGCAAAGGAGGCUUUGUGCUGCUUUCUCCGUGCUCUUGAUGCAUAUCACGGGCGACAGUGGCGCGCGAUUCGGCGUGGUGCCUGGCGAGAGCCCGGGUGAGGGCGGGUUUGCGGAGUGGCUGCAUGCGAUGCGACUGGUCGCCAGGCUUCCUGCCGGCGUGCCCCACCACUUCCGUAAAAAGUUAUGGCUGACGCUGUCUGAAAGGCACCUAACAGCACGAGGUAUUGACUGGCCGUCCGCCGAACGUGCUUGCUUCCGAGGCACUGCGCUGCCCGAUGACGCUGAGCUGGGCGCCCAGAUCCUCAAGGAUCUGCACCGCACGGGUUGCUCUCUCUUCUGCGGAACAGAGGGCCGUGAAAACCAAGCAAUGUUGCGGAGGGUGCUGCUGGCUUACGCGAGAUGGAACAAAGAUGUCGGGUACUGCCAAGGCUUCAACAUGUUAGCAGCUAUCAUAUUGGAAGUCAUGGAUAAAUCUGAAUCAGAUUCACUAAAGGUGAUGAUAUACCUAGUGGAGGCUGUAUUACCAGAAGGAUAUUUUGCCGACGACCUCCGAGGACUAUCUGCUGACAUGGCAGCUUUCAGGGACUUGCUUCGAUUGCGUUUACCUCGUCUGGCCCAUCAUAUGGACCAUCUACAGAGAAUAUCGGAUGGUGGAGGCGUAGAACCUCCUCUCCCUGAUGUUUUUACGAUGCAAUGGUUCCUUACACUCUACGCCACUUGGUUGCCUCGGGAGUCACUGCUGAGAAUAUGGGAUUUAGUCCUCUUGGAUGGCAAUGAAGUUCUCCUGCUUACUGCACUGGCUAUUUGGGAUCUCUUACAAGACCGGAUUCUAUCAGCACGUUCAGCGGAUGAGUUCUACAGCUGCAUGGGAGGCGGGGCAGGAGCAGUGUGGGAAGCUGGAGAUGCGUUAGUCGCGAGAGUGGUCGCGUUCGGAUCAGCGCCUGAAUUGCCUAGACUUCGCAGUAUGCAUAGAUACAGAGUCGCCCCACCGGCACCACCAGCCGCUGCACCAAUGUAUCAACCACCAUUACAUUCUGCGAUGCAGACAAUGACGAAAAAAGGCUUGCGCUUGUUUUAUUCCGAGGAUGAGGGAGAUUCGAGUGACGAUGGAAACAAAAUGGCUCUAGCUACUGUUAUGCCAAGAAGAGAAGAUCGUUCCGGUGCCGGUGAUAGGUUGUCUUUAGAUAUUGGAGCUCUGAAAAGACAGUACGCAAGGCUUAGAGAACGCCAAAGACAAGCUCACGUCAUAUUAGCUGCUGCCUGUGCUAGACACGCUGCAGUUGGAGUGCCCACAUCACCGACGUCGCUCACUGUAAAUAAUCUUUUAUUGGGGAAAAGUGCAAUUGUAAGUACUCGAGGACGCAGAUUAGGACCCCCACCUGGUGCAGUUCCACCAUCGCGACAAACAUCACAGAACGAUAAAACAGAACCACAUUCAAAACCACACAGCAGUGAAACAAUUAGUUGGAAGGAAGAAAAAUGCCGAAAAUCAUUAAGUAGAAGAAACUCCGUUAAAUGGAAAGAUAUAAAGAAAGACAAAGAUUUAAGAGAAAAAGAAAGAUAUAGGAAAGCAUCCAUAGAUUUAGAUGAAGCUGGUGACGGUAUAAUAGUUUCAGAGCAUGAAGCUAACGAAAUUGUUGCUUCGAUGAGAUCACGAAGUUCUAGUGAAACGUCGUCAUAUUCAUCUCAUUCAGCAUCUAGUACUGAUACAAGUUUGUGCGAUGAAAAUGAACGAGCCAGUGACUCUGAGACGGAACUGCCUGACGAUGAUAAAAUAAGAAAUAUAAACAUUAAAGGAGCCAAACCUACGCCUUCUCCAAUGUUCAAAGAUUCUAAAGUAGUAUGCUCGCCUGUUUUGAACGAGGCUAUAAUUAGUCAUGCUUCUGAUGAUCUCUCAGAAAUAACCCUAUCACCAAAACCUGUAACGAAUAUAUCAGAUUAUUUAGAUUCAGAUGCUGGAGAACCUUUGCGCACUUAUAUUGAUGGCUUUGAGUCAAAAUUAAAAGAUAGCCUGAGUGUUAGCUCUGAAGUGUUAACUAGUAGCCCUGUUAAGGAGUUGUCUCCUUAUUCACCACGAUCAAACGCGGAAAGUGAUAUACUUCAAAGACUAAGUAGACCGCAAUACGAAGAAAACUCCAAAAGUAAUAAUUCAAUUAGCAGACCGACAAAUCUUCCAACUACCAAAGAGUUAAGUCGGACGGAGUUAAGCCCCAUUGAAUUAUCUCCUUGUGGUUAUAGUGUGGACUCGAAGUCAUCGUACAAUUAUGACUUCUUGUCUAAUUUUAAACAUUCAUCUACCUCAAGACCAGAUAUAAUUUCGAGACCUCCAGACAUUAUUGAUAGUUUGACCAUGUAUCCAAAUUUUGUGACCGACAUUGAUUUAUCUGAGAAAAAUUUGUCAGACAUUGAAACUCCACCUCGAAGUCCAGGCGCGGAAAGCAUCAUCGUCAGUGAAGACGAACGUCCUAUACCUUUGACAAUUGAUAAGUACUUUGAACAUAGUCCAGAAUUUUUUGGAGCUCGAGUAACUAACCCUGAAAUCCCAAGCCGUCGAGCUGCUAAAAGAAAUGCCAGAUUUCCUAAAAAACCUGAUUCCUUGACUCUUCAAAGUAGUUAUAAUGAAAAAUUAAUGAAAAAUGAACUAGAAAGAGCUUCGUCAUUGCCUCAAAGCCAUAGUUUUACUAAUAUUUCCAGUCCAGAAGAGAAGAAUGCAUUUGUCAAAACGCCUGAUAAAUAUGUAGAAAGUGAACGAAAAGAUUCCGCAACAAUCAUCGAUAAGCUUCAAACUCCAGGAAAGAUGACAGAAAAUAUAGAUACGAUGACACCUAAAGACUACAUCCUUCAAUCAGGUAGAAAAAAUAGUGAGAGAGCUCUACAAAUUAUACAAGAAAACUCUAAAAUUUUAAGCCGAAUAUUAACUAAACAAAAUGUGUCUGAAACAGCAAUUAGCAACAAAAUCCAAUCUAUAACGGAUACAGAAUUAGAAAUGGACAUUAGAAACAAUAGUUUAUUUACAAGCCAACUAAGUGGUACACCUGAAAAACCGAAAGAAAGUAGAAUUCUAGAAUCACCACUUUUAAAAGAGUCUACGUCAGAUUCGUUAAUCGGCUAUAGAAAAGAAAACUCUACUGAAGAGAGCACUGUAAAAAGUGAUUUCGUUAGAGUAAGACCCAUUUCUAUAGACGACCCAUUUUGUCUAGAGGCCCGAAACAAUGCUACUAAAGAUGAAGAAUUUAAAAUAAAAAAUAUAAAAUCCCCUAGUAUAGAAUGUUUAGGCAACAAAACCGAUUUAUACGGAUGGGAAAAUAAAGGUUUUCUAGCAAAGUGUGACUAUAAAAGUACGUUAGACAAACUUGAUAGUAAUUAUGAUUUUGAUUAUUUAAAAAAAUCUUAUGAUUUAUCUGAUCAAGGCGAGGUCACUCCAAAUGAACUAAAACCGUUAGCGUCCUCCGACUGGACACAGCGCUCUAUUUCGGGAGAAUCCAAAUCAUCUGUGUCCUUACCAUUAUCAGAAAUCAGAGACACAAUAGCUACGUACGAUCGCAAAUGUACAUCUGACGAUUAUAAUUACCCACUCUCAAGUAAAUAUAAUGACUACGUAAUAUCUAAAGCAAGUGACAUAUGCAGCAAGACAGUCGAUCAAGGGCCGAAAAUUUGUGAAAAUUUAUCUAAGACUGAUAACAGCCAAGUUAGUGAUUUUGCUCAUGUAGUAACUUCGUCUAUAAGCUUCACGUACGAGCCUUCUGCUGAAGACGAUUCACCUAUAGGAGCAAAAAGUAACUCUAGUGAUACUUUGUGUCAAAUCGCGUCACUUGAUCAGGUGUCCACUCCAAUAUCCCCAAAGAUAUUCCCUAAAGAGACGCCUACCUAUACAAAAGAAUUUACUGAAAAAAGCGAAAGGACCAAACUUGAAUCGGACGAUACUUGCAGUGCUAUCACGUCUCUAAUAGAAACAGACACUUUGUCCUCUUUAUCGCAUCCUCGCAGCCCCUCUACGGGUUCCUAUCAUCCUUUCCCCACACGGCCUUCAAUGCGCAUGCCUAAAGAGCUCGGAGUGAGGUUAGGAAUGUAUCCAAAAGAUGUGAUCAGUUCUCCUCCAAAAUAAGUUAAUGCGUAGAGCACGUUUUCUACUCCUAAUAAUGAAAGAUUUUAUUAAGUUUGAUUUUGCUGUGUGAUCUUUAUUUUACAAAUACUUUUAUGCUUUAAUGUGUACUCUAUCAAAGUUUAGAUCGCGUCUUUAUUUUAGAUAUUAAUUGCUAACUUAUUUUUAUGACGAUUGUACUGCCGAAUCAUAAUAAAACUAAUAAGGAUAUAAAGAAGGUUUUUAAAGUGUACUCAUAACAUUGUAUACUCCAUUUAUAAACCUAAAAAAUGAUAUUGGUAAUAGUAUCAAUGCAUAUUUUGGCAUAACAGAAACUGAUUGUAUUACUCCAUGCUGCAGCUGAUAACUUUGCGUUAGAGACAAAAAACACGUUGCCUUGAAUAAAUUUUACCGUUGUUGCGUAAAUGAAUGACUAAUAAUAUCCUUCGCAAUAUGAUAAGUUUAACCAUAAGGUAGAUAGAUAGAGUAACUUGUUUGAAGUCAAUAGAAAUUAUAGCAAUUGUUUAUACAGCUCUAGAUUUAAAUUCUAUCUUUGCGAAUUGAA
Molecule: messenger RNA, 5269 nt
Organism: Hyposmocoma kahamanoa
Lineage: Eukaryota; Metazoa; Arthropoda; Insecta; Lepidoptera; Cosmopterigidae
Exons: 14
Coding region: 121-4728 (1535 amino acids)
Cellular component (GO): endoplasmic reticulum
Source: RefSeq, a predicted model, not a curated record